Molecule: messenger RNA, 1548 nt
Organism: Neospora caninum
Lineage: Eukaryota; Apicomplexa; Conoidasida; Eucoccidiorida; Sarcocystidae
Product: het-R, related
Exons: 8
Coding region: 1-1548 (515 amino acids)
Biological process (GO): mRNA splicing, via spliceosome; protein ubiquitination; DNA repair
Cellular component (GO): Prp19 complex; cytoplasm; U2-type catalytic step 1 spliceosome
Molecular function (GO): protein binding; ubiquitin protein ligase activity
Source: RefSeq, a predicted model, not a curated record
AUGGCGUCUCUCGUUUGCGCCAUAUCCGGCGUCAUUCCGGAGGAGCCGGUUUUCUCCGUUAAGACAGGACUCAUCUACGAGAAGCGUCUGAUUAAGAAGCAUCUCGAAACCAGCGGCGUCUGCCCAGUUACUUCUCAGUCGCUGAGUGAAGAUGAUCUCUCAGAUGUAAAAUGUCCGAAGGCGGCGCGCCCUCGACCUGUGACCGCCGCGUCGAUUCCUGGGUUGCUGUCGCUCUUCCAGAGUGAAUGGGACGCGACUAUGACGGAAGUCUUUGCUCUCAAACAACACCUCGAAACGGCCCGACAGCAACUAAGUCAAUCUCUGUAUCAACAGGAUGCAGCAACCCGAGUUAUUUCUCGUCUUCUUCGAGAGCGAGACGCAAGUCGCCAGCAAGUCCACGCACUGCAACAGCAGUUGCUUCAGGCGCAGAAGCGGGCUGCGGCGUCAGGGGCUGGAGGCGAUGCUGAUGAAGAACCCGGUUUAUCCGAGGAGCUCGUCCAGCAGAUGCAGGCGCUGGCCAAGCAGCUGCUGGUGGCGAGAAAGAAACGCCAGAUCGACGACGUCCUGCCGGCCUCCCGCGCGGCUUCGUUCAAGUGUAUCUACAGCCUGCCUCUGCAUUCGUCUGCUGACCGCGGAGUCUUGUGUUGUGAAUUCGAUCCGAAGAACCCGAAAUCCGUCACGGCGACCGGGGGCUACGACGGCAAUGUCAUUCUCUUCGAUCUGGAGAAACAGAAGACGUUGUAUAAGUUGACGGGACACACCAAGGCUGUUCGGAGCACGAAGCUGCAUGUGUCGGAGCCCGUUGUGAUCUCGGCGUCCGAUGAUAAGACCGUCAGGAUUUGGCGAGCCUCCGGCGACGGCCCGUACAAAACGGCGGCGACCAUUCGCAAGCAUCGCGGCGAAGUCACUUGCCUCUCACUCCAUCCCCUCGGCAAUUACUUCGCUUCCUGCGCGGCAGAUAAGUCUUGGGCGUUCUCCGACAUACAAGACGGCAGAUGCCUGCAAAUGCAAAGAAACCUCUCUUGCCAGUACAAGUGCGUUUCUUUCCACCCCGAUGGCAUGAUUCUUGGAGGAGGAGGCGUCGACGGCAGCGUGCACAUCUGGGACAUGAAGGGCUUGGCGUAUCGCGCUGCGCUGAAGGGGCAUGGCGGCCCCAUCAAUCAACUCGCCUUCUCUGAAAACGGCUAUUACCUCGCGACUGCUAGCAGCGAUGGAACAGUUCGCUUGUGGGAUCUAAGAAAGUCUCUCUCGUUCCAAACCAUCGACAUGAACGAGGCGAAUCCCGGAGAGGGCGAUAAACAGAAACUAGAAGCCGCGUGCGUCACUUUCGACAAGAGUGGGCAGUACAUUGCAUGCGGGGCGACUAAUAAUGCUAUUGCUCUCUACCAUUUCGAAGCCAGAGCUGCGGCGGCCAAUGUCAUUAAUCUCCUGGAUCACACCGACAAGGUGACAGAUGUCAAGAUCGGAGAAGGUGCCGCGAUGCUGCUGUCUUCCUCCAUGGAUCGAACUGUACGCGUGUGGACCCCUGCAGAGGAAGACGAAGAAUGA